AUGAUCUCUUCCACCAAGAAAUUCGUCGUUGUUGCCCUACUCGCUAGUGUAUCGGUUGUUUCCGCCUUCACAACACCAAUGAAAUUAAGACCAAGUUACGCGCCAAUGCGUACCAUUGGGGCCAGUACUGCUGCUAAUGGAGAUAAUGCCGCUUCUGAUAGAUUCCUAGAACAAUUGGAGAAGAAAGAGGCUAAAAUCGACCAACAACGAAUGGCAGCCAUGCAAACACUGUCUAAAUUGGAGUUGUCGCUUGAUGCCAUCAAGUCCAAGAAGAAGGAAUACCUAAACGGCCAAGAAAUCGCCGAGUUCUCACCCCCAGAUUCCUUCUCUGAAACCACUGCGAGAUCAGCUGUCAAGGCCUUCAUGUGGCGCGUUAUUGCCGGAAGUGUGACAUUCAUUACUUCUCUUCGUUUCUCUGGUUCCAUUGCCACUGCACUUUCAAUUGUCGGAUCUGACUUUUUUAGCAAGUCCUUUACCAUGUUCAUUGGAGAACGUCUAAUGAACAAGAGUCAAGCAGGAAGAAAAGCAGGAGGUGAUUCUGCAGGCCGAUCUUUGGCCAAGGCCUUGAUCUGGAGAUUGUUUGCAAUUUGCAACACUUUGACCAUGGCCAUUUUCAUCGCCAAAGACCUUUCGAUCGCGUCAAAGAUUGCCGGAUCUGACGCUAUCUUCAAGACUGGUCUUAUGUUUUUCUAUGAACGUGUCUGGGCCAAGGUUGAAUGGGGUAAGGAGUACGAUGUGGAGUUCACCAUUUAA
Messenger RNA from Cylindrotheca closterium, 753 nucleotides. Lineage: Eukaryota; Bacillariophyta; Bacillariophyceae; Bacillariales; Bacillariaceae. The record is from the annotation of a GenBank genome assembly.